CACGUCAUGUUUGAACGUACGGCGGGUACCAAGCAGGAGCAGCACCAGUCGAGAAAAGAUUCUACUAGCCUGUUAGCUAGUCGCGUUUUCUCGCCAAAGCACAUAUAUCGAUAAGAGAGAAGAAGUUCUAUUCAAACGCUGAUAUUGGAUGGCAUUGUGUGUCUUAUUAAGUUUGGUGUGUUUGUCCAAACUUGUGAAAAACGGCUUUCAUCGCGAUAUCUCAUGACUGCGAUGACCUGCAAAUUAAGUGGCCUGUUCAGCAUUGGCGAGGACUUUGAUGAUGAGGACCUGCUUGGGACAGACUGGGCUGCCUGCUCAGCGUCCGGACCAGCCGAUGUGGCAGCUGCUGUGUCAUCCUGCGCCCUGCGUGCCUCCUCGGUUGCUCACAGAGAGAUGGAGAACAUUUGCCUUCAGCAAACUGGAGGCAAAUCAGCUGCCCCGUGUGGUGGCACAGCAUUAAGCAGUGGCACGAAUGCUGCUGCUGCUGCUGCUGCUGCUGCUGGUCGAACUGUUGCUUCGGGUUUGAGGCAACUCUCCUCCUUCUCAUCCUCCUCUUCAGCUCAGCUCCCUCCUCCCGCACAUUUGGCAUCACAACAGAGUCAUUCAACGGUGCUGCUGAAGCCCUGCGUGGCUCAGGAUGAUUUCGAUGACUGGGAUGUUGACCUGGCAGACCUGGACGAGUGUGACGGCCAAAUGCAGCAGCUGCCUCGACUUCCUGCUCCCUCUACACCUGCUGCUCCCACAGUCAAGCCUUCAUCUUCGGCCAAAACGCUGCGGCCCUUGACCAGUGGAGGGCCACUAUCUGAUUGGACCCUCAGGGGGCUCAGCAAGACCUCCAGCUUAUCUAAUCAUAACGUUCCUCCUCGGACACUUUCUGUUUUGCAGGCUGUGAACUCCCGCCCCAGUCCUCUGCACAGUCCUGGUGUUUUCCCCAGUCGACCUGCGACCUCUCCUUCCCCCAGCACCUUUUCCAGAACACUGCAGCAGCCGCAUAAUCCACAAGUAACUCCGAGACCCUCCCCUCAGACCCGCAGCCUCUUUGAAACAAUCUCCCCAGCUCCUUCUUCCUCUCCGUCCUCCAAUCUGAGCCCUCAUCCCCUUCACACACCGGUUCUAACCAAUCGCCUCGUCCAGCUUGUAUCUGCAUCCAACAAGCUCCCAAAGAAGAGGCCUCGCUCUGAGCCUCACCGAACCAGGACCCGGCGCUUCCCUGGUCCUGCAGGACUUUUACCACAGCAGCCUCAGGGUCAGAACCUGGAGGAGAUCGUGGUUUCCGUUCCUCAGACCCCUGCUCACGGGGCUGUCGCCCGACUGCCAAGCCAGGGCUCCAGCUCACAGGCUGAGGAGGAUGAGUUCAGCGGCGGCGCCUGGGCAGCGAUGAAGGCAGAGAUGGGUUUGGAUGAGAGGAAUCCGUCAUGCUUCCUUCACUCCUACAGCGUGGUCAUGGUGCUUCGCAAGGCUGCACUGAAACAGCUGGCGAGGAACAAAGUGCCCAACAUGGCUGUGCUUCUGAAGAACAUCAUCCACACGCAUGCUGACGCCAGGGCUGUGUUUAAAGACCCAACAGGGGAGAUUCAGGGAACUGUGCAUCGGCGUCUCUUAGAGGACAGAGUGGAGGAGCUGAAGGUCGGAGCCGUGCUGCUGCUCAAACAGGUGGGUGUGUUUUCUCCCUCCCAUCGUAACCAUUACCUGAACGUGACCCCCAACAACCUGCUGAGAAUCUACUCCCCUGAUGGAGUCAGUCUGUCUUCCACUCAGCUCCCCCCACUGGUCCUGGAGCCGCUGCUGCUGUCACCCGCUUGGCGUCCCGAUGUCCUCCGGGAGCCGGUUUCUCGCAUGCAGCUGGUGUUCGAUGAAGAGGACGAGGAGGGAAGAGGGCCUGGAGCUCCGGCAGACACUCGUUCCAGCAGAGGCCCCCAAGAGUGCGCAGGGAACCCAACGCCGCAGGAGCCCGGCUGGGAUGCAGAUGACGACCUGGAUGAACUGCUGGGAGAGUUACCUGAGGACACCUACAGCCUCUGAUUUAUUGACUGACAGCCCUGAAACACUGUUUUCCUCACGUCACCUCUUCAAGAAAACCCCUUCUGACGACUGAAGAACUGGUGAACAACCUGUGUUGAUUGUGUGCAUUACUGAUGACUGUGGUGUUUCUGGAACAUCUGCUCAUUAUUUAAUUGGCUCCACAUCCCACAUUCUUCGUAAGGACUUUAAUUCAGAUUGUUUAUGCAUUAAGGAUGUUCCUUUCACUUUCCCAUUCGUUCUUAUCCGUUGUGCCUGCUUCAGUGUCCUUGAAAUGAAAAACUACUCGAGACGUCAUUGAUUUGCUAAUUAUGUUAAAUGAAAGCAACAUCAGACUUCUUUGUCUGCCGUGUUUUUUCUGUU
Molecule: messenger RNA, 2382 nt
Organism: Acanthochromis polyacanthus (spiny chromis)
Lineage: Eukaryota; Metazoa; Chordata; Actinopteri; Pomacentridae
Gene: hrob
Product: homologous recombination factor with OB-fold
Exons: 10
Coding region: 223-2022 (599 amino acids)
Biological process (GO): recombinational repair
Source: RefSeq, a predicted model, not a curated record